CGUGUGGUGUGGCAGUCCGUCACAGCACUCGGCACUCGGCGCACCGGGCCGAGCCGAGCCGAGCCGCAGACGAGCCGAGCGUCAACACGGAGCCGGGCCGAGCCGGGCCGGGCCGAAACCUUUCCGGCGAGUCGCGUGCGCAGCCAUCGCGAAACUAGAGUACCCGCAUCCGUCGAUGGCCCCCGUCCUGCGGGUGGUGAGGAGCGCGGAGCGCCCUGGCCGCACCGCCCCCCGCCACGCCGCCGCCCUCCCUGCCCGCCCCCGGCCCCUCGGAGGGUGAGGCGGAGGCCAAGGAGAACACCCCUCCCGCGACCCGCGAGGACACCGCGAGCCCCGCGUCCGCGGCCGGAGUCGACGCCAAGACCAGGAGGGACUCCCCCGCCCGCGGGGAAGGCAGGGCCAAGAAGAACGUCACCUUCUCCGGCGAAUGCGUCGGCGAGACUGAUGGCCCCGCACCGACCAGCGAACAAAGUGUAGAAGAACCUCAUCCUGGAGAUAAGGAGACCCGGAAGGAGGACCGCCCGGGCGCCACCACCGCCAACAUGGCCACGGCUGUCCAGGCCGCACCGCUGCCGCCUCGGACGGGCCGCAUCCCGGUGCCGAGGCCGGUCAGGGCCGCCAGGUCGCUCACGUCCUCGCCGAGCAUGGCCACCUCCGUGCUGCGGCCCCUCAACACCAACACGGCUAGAGCGGCGCCCGGGGUGGCCGCGGCCAGGACGCCUCUGGGCAGAGCGACCCCCGGGCGGGCGCCUGCCGCCGCCGCCGCCGCCACCACCACCACCACCACCAAGCCCCCCGUGUCGCGACUAGCGAGCCGGACCCCCAGCCCGGGUCAGGGGCGCGCCCCGCGGGGCCUGGGCCGCACUGCGGACACUGUGACCACGCCCUCCCGCGGCGGAAGCUCUUCCGCCUCGGGGUCGUCCACGCUCCCCUCGAGGACAAGGAGGCCGACGCCCAGGACCACCAUGCCCAGGGUCUCGUCGGCGCCCCGCCUGCCGCUGGGCCCAGCGUCCAUGGAUCUCACCAGGUUCACGACGUCGGCCCACGGCCACCCGGAGGGGGCCCUGUCCCGAGUGAUCAUGGUGCGGAAGACCGAGCAGAGGGUCUUUACGUCGCUUCAGGGCAGCGAGAUCCCCAAGGUGGAGACGCUGACCAGGGAGACGGUGGAGACGUUCAGAGGCAACCGCACGCAGCGCAAGGUGACCACGUGCCAGAAGCGCGACGGCUCUCUCGCCGGCGACCUGGCCGAGCUACGGUCCGCCCUGAGCUCCGGAUACACGACGCCGAGGACGGGGCGCACCACCCCGGGGACCGGCGGCACCGCCACCCCGCUCACUUCCGUCAGCAGCUACGCGGCGAGCGGCAUGUCUUCGGCGGACCCCGGGCGCCGCUCCCCCAGCAGCUCGCCGGACCGGCCAGGCAGCAGGGCGAGCCACGUGAGCGUCACCAGCAGGGCCAGCAGCAGCAGUACGACCACGCAGAGGCUGAGCAAGUCCAAGUCGCGGAGCCUCUCGGACGGCGAGUCGUGCUUCGGCGAGGACUUCGCCCAGGCCUUCCUCGCCACGCACAACGAAUACCGCGCAAGGCACGGCGCGCACCCGCUCAAGCUCAGCAAGAAGCUGAGCAGGUACAGCGAGGAAUGGGCCAAGCGGCUCGCCUCCAGGGGCGUCAUCGAGCACCGCAACGACUCGGAGCACGGCGAGAACAUCUUCUGCUCGUGGUCCUCCAACCCGGCGCACACCGUGGCCGGCGAUGAGCCCGUGCACCACUGGUACAGCGAGAUCAAGGACCACAAGUUCGGCAAGGAGCCCACCUCGCUCAAGACGGGCCACUUCACGCAGGUGGUGUGGAAGGACUCCCGCGAGCUGGGCGUGGCUGUGGCGCGCAGCCGCACGGGGCAGGUGUUCGUGGUGGCCAACUACUCGCCGCCGGGCAACUUCGUGGGCUGCUUCGCGGAGAACGUGCCUCCCGUCGGGGGCUUCCCCUCGACGCCGGGCGCGGCCCUGUCCCCGGUGCGCGAGGGAGUGGAGGCCGGCGGCUCCGAGGACCUGGCCCAGGAGGGCCUGCGGCUGCACAACGAGUACCGGCGCCAGCACGGUGUGCCCGCCCUCCGGCUCAGCACGCAGCUGUGCGAGUACGCGCGCGACUGGGCGCGCACCCUCGCCCGCGAGGACCGCUUUGCGCACCGCCCCGACGGCCGCUACGGCGAGAACAUCUUCUGCGCCUGGUCACCGGACAGCGGCACCGGGCCAUCCUCCAGGGUGGGUGCAAAGGAGGCCUGUGAUACCUGGUACAAGGAGAUAAAGGACCACCCCUUCGGCCAGGAACCCCGGCUGCUCAAGUCAGGUCAUUUCUCUCAGAUGGUGUGGAAAGAGAGUAAAGAGCUGGGGUUGGGCAUUGCAAGAAGUAAGAACGGACGCACCAUCAUAGUUGCCAAUUAUCAUCCUCGUGGUAAUUAUAUUGGCCAGUUUGCUGAUAAUGUGCCAAGACCAACAUCAGGACCACACUCAUCAUAGGAGCGAAUGGACGAUUUUAAAGACCAAUUGCCCCCCCCCCCCCUUUUUCCCACAGUUUUAAAGGUAUGGUGUAUUGUCGAUGUGUUACACUACAUUCCAUAAUUCAUACCACUAGUAACCGUUACUCUUAGAAAUCCUUUCACUUUGUUUAGCUUAAUUCAUUUACUUUUAUAUUUAACUGUCAAAAGACAUUAAGGUUGGUUACAUUUAUUGACAGGUUUCAUGUUAAUACCAAAGAGUGUACUACAGUGCAGAGGCCAUAAUGCACCGCACCAUAGGACAAUUUCAAAUUAAUAAAUUUGCAAUAUGGAGCAUAGAAGUAGUUUUUUAUACUUCACUGAGCAUUUUUCUAGUUACCUCAGACUGCUUUUACAUGCAGUUUUAUUAGAUCUUUGAUGACCUUUUCAAAGCAAUUUUUCAUCUCCAAUGAUAUAGUACUCUGCGUAUUAUUAGCAGGUUUUAGGUAAUAAAUUUGACUAAUUAGUUGACAGUCAUGUAUGUAUUUUGAAUUCCAAUGAGAAUUUUAUACCGUUAAGGAAAACAUUUGUACGUUAUCCAUGUUAAAAAUAUAACACAAAGAUUAAAGAUUUGAAAAAUCUCGA
Frankliniella occidentalis (western flower thrips) is the source of this 3118-nucleotide messenger RNA. RefSeq lists its product as uncharacterized. Bases 543 to 2516 code for a protein of 657 amino acids. Lineage: Eukaryota; Metazoa; Arthropoda; Insecta; Thysanoptera; Thripidae. The record is from RefSeq and is a predicted model, not a curated record. Gene Ontology annotation, cellular component: extracellular region. The transcript has 10 exons.